CUUUGUGAUUGUAAUAUGCUAUGGAUGCAGCAGUGGUUACAAGAAAGAAAUAUAACUGUUCGUGACACCAGAUGUGCAUAUCCAAAAUCACUACAGGCUCAACCAAUUCUGAGUGUAAAGCAAGGGCUUCUAACAUGUGACCCUCCCCUGGAGCUGCCGUCCUUCUCCAUGACCCCCUCCCACCGGCAGCUUGUCUUUGAAGGAGACAGUCUGCCUUUCCAGUGCAUGGUGUCCUACAUUGAUCAAGACAUGCAGGUCCUGUGGUACCAGGAUGGGAAGAUUGUGGAAACCGAUGAAUCCCAGGGGAUUUUUGUGGAGAAGAACAUGGUUCGUAACUGCUCUGUCAUUGCCAGUGCCCUGACCAUCUCAAACAUUCAAGCUGGAUCUACUGGAAAUUGGGGGUGUCACGUGCACUCCAGGCGCGGGAACAAUUCAAGGACGGUGGACAUUGUGGUCCUGAACAGCUCUGCCCAGUACUGCCCGCCGGAGAGGGUGGUCAACAACAAAGGGGACUUCAGGUGGCCCAGAACUCUGGCGGGCCUGGCUGCCCAGGUGCUCUGCACGCGGUACUCGGCCGGCAGCGGCAUCUACAUGGGCAGCUCCCAGGACGAGAGGAGGGCAUGGCGGAGGUGUGGCAGGGGAGGCCUCUGGGCCGAAGGGGACUACUCCCGUUGCCAGUACGCCAACGAUGCCACGCGGGUCCUGUAUAUGUUUAAUCAGAUGCCGCUGAAUCUCACCAACGCGGUAGCCACCGCCCGGCAGCUCUUAGCCUACACUGUCGAAGCAGCAAACUUCUCUGACAAAAUGGAUGUUAUUUUCGUGGCUGAAAUGAUAGAAAAAUUUGGAAGAUUUGCCGAGAAAUACAAAGAGCUGGGGGACGUGAUGGUGGAUAUCGCUAGUAACAUCAUGCUGGCUGAUGAACACAUACUCUGGAUGGCCCAGAGGGAAGUCAGAGCCUGUAGUAGGAUUGUACAGUGCUUACAACGGAUCGCAACCUACCGGCUAGCUAACGGGGCCCAGGUUUACUCAACGUAUUCUCCAAACAUUGCAGUGGAAGCGUACGUGAUAAAGGGCUCCAGCUUCACGGGGAUGACCUGCACCGUCUUCCAAAAGAUGGCGGCCGCGGAUCGCUCGGCCUUCUCCGACUACGGGCGCAGAGAUCUGGACGGGGGUCUGGACAAGCAAUUGGGCUUCAAAUGCAACGUCUCCAAUACCUUGUCCAGCCUAGCCCUGAAGAACACCGUUGUGGAGGCCUCGAUCCAGCUGCCCCCCGCCUUGUUUUCCCAAAGGCACAGGAGGGAGAUCCGGCCCCCCACAGAGGAUGCCGUCUACAGGCUCCAGCUGAUGGCCUUCCGCAACGGGAAGCUAUUCCCCUCCACGGGGAAUUCCACGCCUUUGGCCGCCGAGAGGAGACACCUGAGGGUGGUGACCCCGGUCAUCCUCACCAAAACAGACGGCGUGAGUCCACCCUAUCGGGACGUCCCCAUCAAUGUGACCCUGCGGCGCAUUGCGCACGGGACGGAAGCGGUUGCAGCUCAGUGGGACUUCGACCUGCUGGACGGACAGGGCGGCUGGAAGUCGGACGGGUGCCGCGUCCUUUUCUCGGAUGAAAACGUCACAGCCAUCCAGUGUGUCUCCCUCAGCAAUUACGCUGUCCUGAUGGAUUUGACAGGGGAUGCCCAGUCAGCUGACCUCCUCCAUCCCGUUGUCUAUGUGUCUGCUGUGAUUCUGCUGCUGUGCCUCUUGAUGAUCAAAAUUAGCUACAUUUAUCACCACAGUGUCAUCAGGAUCAGUCUUAAAAGCUGGCACAUGUUAAUGAACCUCAGUUUUCAUAUUUUCCUGACAUGUGUGGUGUUCGUUGGGGGCGUAACCCAGACCAAACAUACUAGCCUCUGCCAAGCGGUGGGGAUCAUCUUGCACUACUCUACCCUUGCCACAUUGUUGUGGAUAGGACUCACAUCUCGGAACGUCUAUAAACAAGUCACCAGGAAAGCCAAGCGGUGCCAAGAUCCCGGGGAGCCGCCCCCCCCUCCGAGGCCGAUGCUGAGGUUCUACCUAAUUGGUGGAGGAAUCCCCGUCAUAGUUUGCGGGAUAACGGCUGCUGCAAAUAUAAGAAAUUACGGGAGCAAGCCUCACUCAGCGUAUUGUUGGAUGGCCUGGGAACCGAGCUUGGGAGCUUUCUAUGGACCGGCCGGCUUCAUCAUUUUUGUCAACUGCAUGUAUUUCCUCAGCAUAUUUAUACAACUGAAGAGGCACCCCGAACGUAAGUUUGAGCUUAAGGAGCCCACCGAGGAGCAGCAGCGCCUGGCCACCAACGAACACGGCAGCCUGAACAAUCAGGAUUCCCUCUCCGUGUCGCUGAUCUCCACUGUAGCUUUGGAAAACGAGCACAGCUUCCACGCACAACUUCGGGGCGUGAGCCUCACUUUGUUCCUGUACGUGGCUCUGUGGGUUUUGGGGGCCCUCUCUGUCGCUUCAUCUUAUCCCCUGGAUUUAGUCUUCAGCUGCUUUUUUGGAGCCCUGUGUUUGUGCCUUAGCAGUUUUUUAAUAAUGCACCACGGCGUUAAUAGAGAAGACCUCCGGCAUUCUUGGUUGAGGUCCUGCUGCCCCGGAAGGAGCGCAUAUUCGGUACAAGUUGACGUUCCGCCUUCGUCCGGGGCGAGUGGCUCUAACGGAGACCCCGCCAAGUGCACCAACAGCAGCGCAGAGUCCUCGUGCACGAACAAAAGUGUCUCAAGUUUAAAAAACUCUUUGCAAGGUUGCAAACUGACCAACAUCCAGGCAGCGGCGGCCCAGUGCCCUCUAAGCCCGGUGGCCCCCAGCGCUGGCCCUCCUCUGGACAACAGCCUUACCGAAUACUCUGUGGACAACGAGAUCAAGAUGCACGUGGCCCCUUUAGAGAUGCCUUUGCGGACAAACGGGCACCCCGGCCGCCAUCACAAAAACCGGAGCAAAGGGCACCGUGCCAGCCGACUGGCCGUCUUGCGGGAGUACGCCUACGACGUCCCCACCAGCGUGGAAGGGAGCAUCCAGAACGGCUUAAUUAAGACGCGUCAAACUACGGCCGAAGGGCACUCAAGGACCCGGAGAGCUUACCUGGCCUACAGGGAACGCCAGUAUAACCAGUCCCAGCCGGACAGCAGCGACGCUUACAGCUCUCUUCAGAAAGGACACCGGAACACCGACCAAGCGGGGCCGCCCAGCUUGAAAAAGGAGCCGCUGAGGAAGCCCAUUGUGGUUGAGUUGGAAGGGCAGCAGAAGUCCUACGGCUUAAAUUUAGCGGUCCAGAACGGACCUCUGAAAAGCAGCGCCCAGGAUGGGACAUUUCUGAGUGCCGACAGCACUGGAAAUAUUAGGACUGGCUUCUGGAAACAUGAAACUACUGUGUAGUGCUACUGAACAUCCCUAAAAGGGUUUAAAAAGGGAACAUUCGUUCUCUGCUCCAGACAAUUUUCUGUGGUCGACCUAAUGAAGGCAUUUGAAGUGGGAGGCCCUCCCGGGUGAGAUGGCUCUGCUUGUUGGGUCUGCUUUUAGGAAGUGCAUCUGUGACCAUUUUUACACUACUCCGUUGCUUUGGGGUGCCAAACUCGGACAGUUAAAUUCUUUUUUUUCCUCUCUCUUUCCAAGUGAGAUCGUUCUUUGAUACGUCCGAUACAUUUCAUUUUUGUAUUUAAUUGUG
Molecule: messenger RNA, 3679 nt
Organism: Protobothrops mucrosquamatus (brown spotted pit viper)
Lineage: Eukaryota; Metazoa; Chordata; Lepidosauria; Squamata; Viperidae
Gene: ADGRA3
Product: adhesion G protein-coupled receptor A3
Exons: 14
Coding region: 16-3390 (1124 amino acids)
Biological process (GO): G protein-coupled receptor signaling pathway; cell surface receptor signaling pathway
Cellular component (GO): external side of plasma membrane; plasma membrane
Molecular function (GO): G protein-coupled receptor activity
Source: RefSeq, a predicted model, not a curated record